AUGGAUUUCGAUGACAAACACGAUGAGGGUUAUGCGAAGCGCAAGAAAACAAUUAUACUAGGGGCUGCUGCUGCUGCUAUUGGAGCGGAGCACUAUAGUAAAAUGUUUCUCACUAAAGAGCCCUAUCGUCGUGACUCUCUACGUGGAGUGAAACAGACUGAGAGCAUUAUUGGUGUAUCCGACAAGACAUCUCGAAGCCUCAUAAGAAUGAGCAAGAGGGCCUUUUUUAGUUUGUGUAAAUUGGUGCAAGAUAGGGGCCUUCUUCAUGAUACCAGAUCAGUGCAAGUGGAGGAACAGUUAGUCAUGUUUUUACAAACAAUCGGCCACCAUUUGAAGAAACGAAAAAUAUUAUUGAAGCCUCCAAGUACAACAACGCACCAGCGAAUAGCAGGUAACUGUAGAAGUUUCUAUCCUUACUUCAAGGAUUGCAUUGGAGCUAUAGAUGGUUUGCAUAGCCAUGCGUGGGUUCCGGUUAACGAACAUAAGAGAUUUCGCGAUAGGAAGGGAAAUAUAUCGCAAAAUAUCUUAGCUGCAUGCGACUUCGACUACCGGUUUACUUACAUACUUGCUGGUUGGGAAGGAUCGGCAUCUAAUUCACGAAUAUUAGAUGAUGCAAUUCAUAGGGAAGGAGCAGGAAAGAUAGUGGUACCUCCAGGUAAAUACUAUCUUGUUGAUGCUGGGUUUGCCAACCAAAAGGGCUUCUUGAGACCAUAUCGGAAUGUUCGUUAUCAUUUGAAAAAGUGGGAGAACAGCAAUCAAGCACCUGCUGAUAAGAAGGAAUUAUUUAACUUGCGUCAUUCCAAGUUGCGAAAUGAAGAGGAGGAGUUUUUAGACCAAGAGAAUGCAGAAGCUGCUACGCCUGGUCAGCAAAUAGAAAUACAAACAGACGAUGAAGAUGCAGGUGAUGAUUCUGACGAGGAAGGGCAUGAUAUCACUGAAGAUUGGGAACAAUUUCGAGAUGAUAUUUGA
Molecule: messenger RNA, 969 nt
Organism: Telopea speciosissima
Lineage: Eukaryota; Viridiplantae; Streptophyta; Magnoliopsida; Proteales; Proteaceae
Exons: 3
Coding region: 1-969 (322 amino acids)
Source: RefSeq, a predicted model, not a curated record